Fraxinus pennsylvanica is the source of this 1167-nucleotide messenger RNA. The record is from the annotation of a GenBank genome assembly. NCBI's taxonomy places the organism in Eukaryota, Viridiplantae, Streptophyta, Magnoliopsida, Lamiales, Oleaceae.
AUGUGUUUCUGCAACUGCGAAGUGCAAAAAAAAGGUCCUUUAGCUUUUGAUGUGGCAGAUUUUGAUGGAAGCUUACCAUCUAUUCUACGAAAUCCAUAUUCAUGGACCAAGGUCGCCAGUAUUAUAUUCAUAGAUUGGCCUGUUGGUACCGGAUUUUCGUAUGCAAACACUUCACAAGGUUAUUCUUCCUCAGACUCCAAAUCUUCAAAAGAUAAUUACACAUUUCUCAGGAAGUGGUUAUUGAAUCACCCAAUGUUUAUCAAAAAUCGUCUAUAUGUUGCGGGUGAAUCUUAUGGAGGCAAACUUGUUCCCAUGAUUGUGAUGGAAAUAUUACGAGGAAAUGAAGCAGGACUUGAGCCACGAAUGUCCUUCCAAGGAUACAUCAUCGGCAAUGGACUAACAGAUCCAAACAUUGAUUAUAAUGAACGAAUUCCAUAUGCUCACCGCAUGGCACUUAUAUCAGACGAAUAUUUUGAGUUAGCAAAAGUUAGCUGUGAUGGAAAGUAUUACAAUCCUGAUCCAAAUAAUUUGCAAUGUCUUUAUGCCCUUCAAUCUAUCCAAGAGUGUAUAAACCAAGUAAAUCCACCCCACAUAUUGGAACCAAAAUGUAAAUACAUAGCACCAAAAUCAGAUGAGUUUGGAUGGGCUCAAACAUUUCAAGAAGAUGAUUCGAUUGACCUCCUCGUUCUCCCAGCAUCUAAACAAGAUCGACUGUGGUGUCGCCCUCAAAAUUAUCUAACAUCUUAUGUUUGGGCAAAUGAUCCGACUGUCCAAGAAGCUCUUCAUACUAGAAAGGGAACGAUAACAGACUGGACAAGAUGCAACCACAGCUUAUCCUAUGAAGAGGAUGUAGAAAGUGUUCUUCAAUAUUAUAAAAUUUUCAGCAAGAAAGCAUUCGAAGUUUUAAUAUAUAACGGAGAUCAUGACAUGGUUGCCCCUUAUAUGGGUCCUUUAAAAUGGAUUCGCAGUCUCAAUAUGACUGUUUUUGAAGAUUGGAGACCGUGGAAUGUUGAUGGCCAAGUCGCAGGAUACACCGAGAAGUACAAGAAGAAUGAAUUCUUUCUAACAUUUGUUAUAGUAAAGGGUGCAGGUCAUACAGCAGCAGAGUACAACCCUAAAGAAUCGCUUGCGAUGUUUCACCGAUGGCUCUCUAUACGUCCUUUGUAG